Messenger RNA from Camelina sativa (false flax), 1434 nucleotides. The record is from RefSeq and is a predicted model, not a curated record. Lineage: Eukaryota; Viridiplantae; Streptophyta; Magnoliopsida; Brassicales; Brassicaceae.
AUGACUACUAAACCCUAUAAAACUCACAAGAAUGGAGGAAAGAGUCAAGAUUUAGGGCAAACUAAGGUAGGUGGUACUGAUGAUAUGGUAAAGUCUAAGACUUGUUUCGUGUGUGAUGGGAAAGACGAUUGGGUGUUGGUGUGUUACGGAGAGCCCAUAGCUAUUCACCAAAGCUGUGCAUCUGAUGAACCUGAUUCCGAUGAAUUCGGCAACAUUUAUUGUCCUUAUUGUUGGUAUAAGAGAGUGGUUUCCAAGUGUGUUGAGCUACAGAAAAACCUUAUGGUGAGUGGCAAGUCUAUAAAGAGAUGUAGAGAGACUUUAGGAGGAGUUGGUUUGAGGCUGAUGAUGGAUAUUGAAACUGAAUAUGUGGAGAAUGUUGUGGAGGUUAAUGUCUCAGAAGGUAGAACAUUAGCAAGUGGAGAUCAUAGUGAGAAUAUAUGGGAAGGUGAUGGAUUGAAAAAUAAAAAGAAUCAGAAGUUGAAUGAAGUUGCGGCGACUCAUUCUCGGAAAUUUUUUAAGGCUGUUGAUAAUGGUUUGGGUAAGGGAAGAAAGCAGCUAGGAAGAUUUAAUGAGAAGAAUCAUGAAACUUAUGUUGCUUUCGUUUUUAAUAUGGGUGAGGACCAUGAAGGAAGCAAUUUUGACGUAGGUAGGGAAAGAAAACCACAGACAAGAUGCAACAAUAUAAACCAUAACACAGCACAAGCUCACAGUUUUGUUGUGGUUGUCAAAACAAGAGAGAAGAGGAGAUACAGUGAGAAAAAUCAGCAAAACAGAACAGUUUCAGGAACUAAUGAGCAGGACGUCUCUAUUAAUGAUGAAGGAAAACAAGUGCGAGAUUCUGAUUUCAGUGACGGAAGAAGUGGGCAAGGAUAUUUCCAUGAGAUUAACCAGCAAAAGAAAGUGUCAUCUACUGAAAGAUUUGAGCAGAGUCCUAGGACCGAUAAAAGGGUGUCAUACGGUUCUGGAUUAGGGGAGCGGAGAUAUCGGUAUAAAAGAUAUAUUGAAAAGAACCUGCUUCUGAAAACUAUUGAAACUGAAGAUCUUGCAAAGGAAAUUUUCAAGAAUCGGAAGAGAAAGCGGGAACGAGAAGUGGAGAGAGAUGGAGAUGAUUUCUUAGUUAUCCUUUCGGGAAAAAGGGUUGGAAGGAAGCUCAUUGGGAAGCAGCCUUACGUGUGGUUCGCUAUCUCAAGAAUAAUUUUGGUCAAGGGGGUUCUCCUGUUUCUUGGCGGACACGAAAAUAAGAGGUUGUCUCUCGCUCCUCGGCUGAAGCCGAAUAUCGGGCAAUGGCUGAAACGGUUUGUGAACUACUUUGGUUGCUUUCUUAAGGACAAGUGGAAGAUGAUGAACAAAAUACCUUGUGACACGGGGAAUUGGGUAAGACUCGCAAAUGAAAGACAACCAAAUUACUAUGUGUCCGAAGUUAGUUCUCAAUGA